AUGUCUACCAAGCUUGAAGACUGGGCUACAAAUGAAGUGAUUCGUCUUUUAGGUCAUAGUCUUCCCCGCAAUGAAGUCCAUCAACUUAUCACAUACUCUCUCACUCUCGAUACAAAAGAUGAAGCAGCCAAUUACUUUCAGGAUUUACUUGGAACCACAGAGGAAUCGCUCGAGUUUAUCAGCGAGUUUUUGACGAAACGGUUUCCUCCAUUGCAGACUGUAGGUGCAUGGUCAUCGACAGCAACGGCUAGUAGGAAAGAAAAGCAAGCAUCGAUACAGCGAGAGCAAGAAUUAUUAGAGGAUGAGCGGUUGAAACAGAUGCAACUGGAACAGUCGCAGCAAAGGUUUGGGUUGGAUGGUGAAGUACUGUAUUCUAAAAGUACUCAAGAUCCUUCAGUUUCCAAUAGCAACAAUCAAAAGCCACACCUAUCUGGUGGUGUGUCAAAACGACAGCAAAGAAAGCAAAUCAAAGAUCGAGAAGCAAUGGAACAAGUUGGUAAUCAACCUGCAGGAUUUGGUGGCCGACCAGUUUGUGAAUGCAUGGCUGCACUACAUGGGCUUGUAUCCAACUGUCUUAAUUGUGGCAAAAUUGUUUGUGUAUUUGAAGGCGAAGGUCCUUGCUCUACAUGUGGUAAUCAAGUUCAGGCCUCUAAUCGUCACUUUGCACUUAAUUUGGAUACUCAGUCCACUAUUGAUUUUGACAAAGCGCAAGCACGCAAGAACAAACUUUUAGAUUUUGAUCGCCACAGCACUUCUAGAACCAAAGUGCACGAUGCUGCAAGUGAUUUUGAUCUUUCUUCCGAUACCACUAAUAAAUGGUUGACACCAGAGGAACGUGGUUUGGCUUUGCGUAAACAGCAAGAAAUUGAACGGAUCAAGGCUGAGCAAAAAACUAGACGAGUAAUGACCAUUGAUGUGGAGAAUCGACGAGUAGUACUUGAGACCGAACCCGAUGCAAAGCAAGCAGCAACCAAAUCGAUUAUGGAUAAAGAUGUUGGCGGUGGAGUGCCGUUUUCUUUUAAAAAUCAAAACUUGCCUACUAGUAAGGAUCAUACUAAAAGUACAUCUACUGGCGUAUUUUUUAAUCCAAACCUCAAGACUCCUGCUCCAAAAUUUGUUGCAAAGAAAAAGCCAAAUCCAGUUGAUCAAUCGCACAAACAAAAGAGCUUGACACCUACACAGCGGGAGUUGUUGCGGUUGCAAGAUGACUACCGAGUCGAUAUUGAUCCUGAAGGAUCAUUGUCAAGCAUAGAGAAUACAACAGAUUUUGACGAGCCUAUAUGUGCCGCACCUGCUACAAUGCAAGCUUAA
This is a messenger RNA of Batrachochytrium dendrobatidis JAM81, 1311 nucleotides long. RefSeq lists its product as uncharacterized. Gene Ontology annotation, biological process: positive regulation of DNA-templated transcription. Gene Ontology annotation, cellular component: nucleus. NCBI's taxonomy places the organism in Eukaryota, Fungi, Chytridiomycota, Chytridiomycetes, Rhizophydiales. The record is from RefSeq and is a predicted model, not a curated record. The transcript has 4 exons. Bases 1 to 1311 code for a protein of 436 amino acids. Gene Ontology annotation, molecular function: transcription coactivator activity; zinc ion binding.